Messenger RNA from Tympanuchus pallidicinctus (lesser prairie-chicken), 11932 nucleotides. It is a transcript of the gene NAV1, whose product is annotated as neuron navigator 1. Gene Ontology annotation, cellular component: microtubule cytoskeleton; axon initial segment. NCBI's taxonomy places the organism in Eukaryota, Metazoa, Chordata, Aves, Galliformes, Phasianidae. The record is from RefSeq and is a predicted model, not a curated record. The coding region runs from base 2687 to 8974 and encodes 2095 amino acids. The transcript has 31 exons. Gene Ontology annotation, molecular function: ATP hydrolysis activity. Gene Ontology annotation, biological process: nervous system development; microtubule bundle formation; neuron migration.
CGCGCCAUCCGCUCGAGCUCAGGAGGCCUCCGAGCUCCCCGGCUCCUCCGGUCCCCGUCCCGCCUGCAGCGCUUGGCUUCCGGCCGCGCUCCGCCCCGUCACGGAGGAGCCCGGGACGCGCGUGGGCGGCACCGGUACCGGGGAGCUGUCCAGCAGCGGCGGCUCCUGAACGGCCGCGGGGACGCGCGGAGCUCCUCGGGUCACGACUCGCAUCUCAGGCAUCGAGAGCGCUGCGAACCUGGCCGGGGACGGCAUCGCGCGGAGCGGCCUCGGGGAGAGGCGGCCGGCACGUGCCCGGUACCGGGCUGACCUGCAGGGCUCUCACCCGGCCCGGCUGUGGCAGAGGAGGUUCUGCCGCCGGACCCCAGGAUUUGGUGCUGGAGCCAGUCCAGCUGAGCUCCGAGCUUUGCUAACAGCACGGUGUUAUUAAAGUGGGCUUAGUGCCUAAUGGGAUUGCCGUGGAGUGGCUGAAGCAGGGAUUAGUGCUGUGGCUCUGCAACCAUCGCUGCUCCGACACCCGCCUGUUCCGUCGGCCCGCAGCCCUUCACCCAGCAGCUCCACGGGCACUGAAGCUGCCCCCAAAAGCUUGCUGCUGGGUGCCCGAUGGCAGUGCGUUGCAUGCGUGUCUGCAGCUCUGCAGGGUUCAGUGUUCUGUGUCACGGACUCACACCGCUCAGUGCUCAUUGCUCCCAUCCCAGCCGCGCUUUGAGCCCCAAACCCCACUCUGUAGCACUGAGCCCUACAGCAGUGCAGUGCCCAGCGGUGCAGUGUCCCAGCGGUGACACCCAGCUGGGGGCAGGCCAGGUCCCGGCUGCAGCGCGAGGGCUGGAGGCUGAAUCGGUGGUUUGUUCCCCUCUGAAGGCUCCUUUCUCUCCUUGCUGCCCUCUGUUUCUCUUAGGAGAGUUUCAUGUCCCUUGUGUCACAAGGAGCCUUUUCUUUGUCAUCCUUCUGAGCGUGCCGGGCAGGAGGUUGCAUUGCAGCAGCGCCAGCCCCAAAGGCAGCACGGGGUUGGAUCCUGCAUGGAGGGGCUUUGGGGGAUCCGUGCCCAACCCGUCUGAGCCAGGCUGCAAAUGUCGGUGUGGGAGGAUUCUCCUCACCCUCCUGGGAGGAUUCGGGGGAUUUGGGGUGAUGGUGUGCAAUCUGCACUCCCGUCGGUUGGAGCGUGCUGAAGGCUGCCAUCGCCUGUGAUCCCACAGGACAUCAUGGGGACAUCCAGAGCUGUGGGUUCACUCGGGGUGGGGAAACUGAGACACAGAGAGGUAGAGAAGCACCAUCAGAGGUGGAAGUCCGUGCUUUUUUGCAUCUCAGUGUGCCUGUGCUCAGAGUCCUGCUGCAGGGCUGAGCUGCGGUGCCCCCCAAGCUCUGCCAUGGGGACUCAACCCGGGGCUCAGCCUCCAGGUCCGAGUGUUCCUUUCUGCUUGCCGAAACCACAGGUGUGAGGUGAGUUUUGACUCUAUUCCAAGCGAGUUGCUGCAGCCCCGAGCACAACAGAUGCCUCUUUGAAAGAGACGUGCCUCCGGGGCUGCGGUUUGCAUUUGUCCUGGGAUGAAGGACACGGCUCAGCCAAGGCUGCUUUGUUUCGCUUUGGUGCAGACAUCCACCCCUACGGACCCCCUCACCCGAACCAUCGACGGCUGCCCUGUCCCUGGGUUCAGUGCUCUGUGCUUCGGGGCAAUGUGGAGCUCAGAGCUCCAGACCCACAGCAGUGGGGGGAGAACCCCCAGGAACAGCACCCCAAGCCCACCCCACGCUUUGGUGCUCCGCCACCGAGCUGAGCCUGCAGAGCCAGCAUCUCAUUUUCAUGAGGAGAAAAUCGCUUCCCUUUGGAGCUGAUUGCAAAGGAGCCACGGCAUCAGGAAGAGCCUCUAUGUAGGUCAGGCUGUAACCUGCGUGGCGACAGCACGGUGAUGUGGCACAGGGGGGACCCUCUGCACCCCGAGCAGCUCUGCCUGCGGGCAGGAAUUAAGUUGGUGGCAAGUUAAUGGCUUGCUCAGAGUGGGAAAGUGCAGGAUCUCCUAGGGAUGACUUUAAUUUGUGCUCACUAAUAAAAUAAUGGGUGAUUAGCGGUAGGCUGCUUAGAGUGGGAGGCUCUCCUGAGUCCGGCUUGGUGCUCGGUGCUCACAUGGCAUCCCUGGACCCACGAGCAUCUUUGUCCCCAUCUGAGGGUCCCACGGUGUGACAUCAUGGGGCAGGACCACACUUGGCUGAGCACAGGGACGGCUGCCCUGGGGGGUGUGCUGUGCCCACGGGAGGGAAUCCAACCUGACCGAAUAGGUCGAAAAAAUCCAUAGAGAUGCAUCACAGCCCCAGUGCUGAGUGCCCUGAGAGCCGUCAGGCUGCGGCCAGGCCACGAACAGAGCGGGCUGUGUGUGCCCCAGAGCCAACCGUCAGCACAAAGCUGUGCCUGUUCUCACUGCUCCAGCUCCAGGCGAAGCCUCUGUGGGGUAGAGCAGCACCUGGGUGCCCUCCCCAGCAUGUCCCCAUAUGUCCAGCUGUGUCCCCUCUUGUCCCUGCAGAUUUGUUCACUUAUUUGAGUUUGGGGAUUCUUUUUUUUUUCCUUGGAGAGCUGCAGCCUGGAUGGUCUUAGAGGACUGAGAAGUGGGCUGGGGUGGUUUUGGGGCCCAGGGGAUGGUGUUGGUGGCCAAGAGGGGUCCCUGCUACUUUGAGUCUCUGCCUGUGCGGAGACAUGGGGACACAGGGACAGAGCUGCCCUUGUGGCUGCAAUUGGGGCCAUGGAGGAGGGACAUCACCGUGCUCCAGUUCAGCUCCUUCACUCUCCUCUCCCUCCGCAGUGCCUUCCUGGAGCUGCCUCACCAGGAUGAAUGGAACGGCCAACUUGGCCCCGACCGCCCGUGGCCACUUCACCUCCGCCAUCCCGGUGCCACGAUCCACGACCCCCAACAAACUGCCUUCUGCAGCCCCCCCGGCCCGGCACAGCACCUCAGGCCCCCCUGCCUCCCACCGGGCCACAUCCCCACGGCCGGCAGCACCCCCCGGCCCCAAAAGCCUCAAACCCAGGCCCAGAGCUUCAGGUCGUGAGGCAACCGAGAGCCCAGGUGUAACCUCCCAUGGGGGGCAGAGAGCCCCACUGCUCCCCGGGAAGGGGGUGGGGGGAAGCCGGGUGGAGUACAGCCUAAGGGGGCCUGGGGCCCACCGUCCCCUCGGGAUGGCAGUGGAGGAUGGACCCGACGCUGGCCCUAUGAGCAGGAGCCCCAUGUUUGGGUCGGGGACCAUCAGCUUCUCCUCAGCCUCCCCGCAGAGCCGCCCUGUGACAGCCACUGUUGCCCCGUUCCACUACCGGCUGCAGGAGGAUGGAGAGCAGAAUGCCACAUCCCUGUGUGACACCGCUCCUGCUGAGGUGCCCGACCCCAAAUCCAGAGCCAUGACAGCCCCCGGCGGGUUAAAUGAUUGCAGCGCGGGGAUGCUGGGGAGCAACCUCAAGAGCCUUCCCGACGUGGAGCUGGGCGAGGAGGGCGCGGCGGAGCUGCGCGGCUUUCGGCGGGGCCCCGACGGCGGCGGCGCGGUGAUGCCCAAACGGGCGAAGGCGGCGGCGGCGGCGGCGGGGGGGCCGCGGGGCGCGGAGCUGCGGGUGUUCAAGGCGAGCAGCGCGGAGGGGCGGCUGCCGGCCGGCUCCAACCUGCGCAAGCAGAAGUCGCUCACCAACCUGGCCUUCCUCACCGACGCCGAGAAGAAGCGGCAGCUCUACGAGCCGCGCUGGAGCGACGACAUGGCCAAAGGGACGGCGACCACCGCGGUGGCGGCGGGGGGACGGGGCGGGGGCGGCGGUCCCCGUGGCCGCGAGGCGCCCGCCAUGUCGCGCAGUCUGUCCCGCUCCGAGCACUCCCUGCUGCCGCCGCGCCCCGCCGGGCCCCAGAAGCCGCAGCCCGCCGCCGGGAAGCCGAGCCGCAUCCCCCGCGGGCCCUACGCCGAGGUGAAGCCGCUCAGCAAAGCACCCGAGGCGGGCGGAGGCGGAGGAGGAGGGGGCGGCAAGUGCGACGACGAGCUGCUGGGCGGCAAGGGGCCGGCGGCGGCGGGGGCCGAGGAGAAGGCGUACCUGAAGGUGGACCCCGAGCUGGUGGUGACGGUGCUGGGCGACCUGGAGCAGCUGCUCUUCAGCCAGAUGUUGGACCCCGAGUCCCAGAGGAAGAGGACGGUGCAGAAUGUUCUGGACCUUCGGCAGAACCUGGAGGAGACCAUGUCCAGCCUGCGGGGCUCCCAGGUGUCUCACAGCUCCCUGGAGAUGACGUGCUACGACAGCGACGAAGCCAACCCGCGCAGCGUCUCCAGCCUGUCGAACCGCUCCUCGCCGCUCUCCUGGCGCUACGGGCAAUCCAGCCCGCGGCUGCAGGCGGGGGAUGCGCCGUCGGUGGGGGGCGGCUGCCGCUCCGAGGGCACCCCCGGCUGGUACAUGCACGGCGAGCGGGCGCAUUACUCGCACACCAUGCCCAUGCGCAGCCCCAGUAAACUGAGCCACAUCUCGCGGCUGGAGCUGGUGGAGGCGUUGGACAGCGAUGACGUGGAGCUGAAGUCGGGAUAUAUGAGCGACAGUGACCUGAUGGGGAAGACCCUGACGGAGGACGAUGACAUCACCACGGGCUGGGAUGAGAGCAGCUCCAUCAGCAGCGGCCUCAGCGAUGCCUCUGACAACCUCAGCUCGGAGGAGUUCAAUGCCAGCUCCUCGCUCAACUCCCUGCCUUCCACCCCCACGGCCUCGCGCAGGAACUCGGCCAUAGCGCUGCGCACCGACUCUGAGAAGCGCUCGCUGGCGGAGAGCGGGCUGAGCUGGUACGGCGAGGCGGACGAGAAGGCGCCCAAGAAGCUGGACUACGACAGCAGCAGCCUCAAGAUGGAGCACGGCUCCUCCAAGUGGCGGCGGGAGCCUGCAGAGAGCUGCGAGGAGGGCUCCAAGGGUGGAGAGCUGAAGAAGCCGGUCAGCCUGGGCACCCCCGGCUCCCUCAAGAAGGGCAAAACCCCACCGGUGGCAGUGACCUCUCCCAUCACCCACACGGCCCAAAGCACCCUCAAAGUGGCAGGCAAACCCGAGACCAAAGCCACCGAUAAGAGCAAGCUGUCAGUGAAGAGCACGGGGCUGCAGCGCUCCUCCUCUGACGCUGGCCGCGAUCGCGUCGGCGAUGCCAAGAAGCCGCCCUCGGGUCUCACGCGCCCCUCAGCCUCCAGCUCCUUUGGCUACAAGAAACCGGCCCCGGCCACCGGCACUGCCACUGUCAUGCAAGCUGGGGGCUCAGCAACGCUGGGCAAGAUCCAGAAGAGCUCCGGUAUCCCCGUCAAGCCGGUCAGCGGGCGGAAAACAAGCCUGGAUGUCUCCAACGCAGCCGAGCCCGGCUUCCUGGCCCCGGGGGCUCGCACCAACAUCCAGUACCGCAGUCUGCCCCGGCCGGCCAAGUCCAGCUCCAUGAGUGUGACUGGUGGCCGCGGCGCUAACCGGCCGGUCAGCAGCAGCAUCGAUCCCAGCCUGCUCAGCACCAAGCAGGCCAGCAUCACGGUGUCGCGGCUCAAGGAGCCGUCCAAGAUCGGCGCUGGCCGUGGCACGCCGGCCCCCGUGAACCAGACGGACCGGGAGAAGGAGAAGGCCAAGGCCAAGGCCGUAGCGCUGGACUCCGAGUGCGUGACGCUGAAGAGCGUUGGCUCUCCUGAGAGCACCCCCAAAGCCCAGGCCAACCUCCCGCCGGCGGCCAAGGUGGCUGAGCUGCCCCCCACCCCCCUCAGAGCGGCUGCCAAAACCUACGUGAAGCCUCCCUCAUUGGCCAACUUGGACAAGGUCAACUCCAACAGCCUGGACUUGCCCUCCUCCAGCGAGCUGCAUCCCCCACACACUGCCAAGCUCCAGGACCUGCACCCAGCUGGCGGGCACCUGACACCCUGCUUCAGCCCCAGUCCUGCUCCCAUCCUCAACAUCAACUCGGCCAGCUUCUCCCAGGGCCUGGAGCUCAUGGGCGGCUUCAGCGUCCCCAAGGAGGGCAGGAUGUACCCUAAGCUCUCCGGCCUGCAUCGCAGCAUGGAGUCCCUGCAGAUGCCCAUGAGCCUGCCCAGUGCCUUUUCGGGGGGCAGCACCGCCACCCCCAGCCCUGCUGCUGUCCCCCCUGCCAGCACAGAGGAAGAGGAGGAGGCGGGUGAGCUGGGCUGGAGCGGCAGCCCCCGGCUUGCACACCUGGACAGCACCAACCGUGACAGGAACACGCUGCCCAAGAAGGGGCUGAGGUACCAGCUGCACUCCCAGGAGGAGGCCAAGGAGCGCCGCCACUCGCACACCAUUGGAGGGCUGCCCGAAGCGGACGAUCAGCCGGAGCUGCCCUCACCCCCUGCCCUCCCCAUGGCUCUGGUUGGGAAGGGUCCGCUCACCAGCAUCGUGAGCCCCACUGCCACCACCACCCCGCGGAUCACCCGCUCCAACAGCAUCCCCACCCACGACUCCACCUUUGAGCUGUACAGCACCUCCCAGAUGGGCAGCACCCUCUCCCUGGCAGACAAACCCAAGGGCAUGAUCCGCUCGGGCUCCUUCCGGGACCCUGUGGAUGACGUUCAUGGAUCGGUGCUGUCCCUGGCCUCCAGCGCGUCCUCCACCUACUCCUCCGCUGAGGAGAAGAUGCAGUCUGAGCAAAUCCGCAAGCUGCGUCGCGAGUUGGAGUCCUCGCAGGAGAAGGUGGCCACGCUGACAUCCCAGCUGUCUGCUAACGCCAACCUGGUGGCAGCUUUUGAGCAGAGCCUGGUGAGCAUGACGUCCCGCCUGCGGCACCUGGCCGAGACCGCUGAGGAGAAGGACACGGAGCUGCUGGACCUGCGGGAGACCAUCGAUUUCCUGAAGAAGAAGAACUCAGAGGCCCAAGCCGUGAUCCAGGGUGCCCUGAAUGGCACCGAUGUUGCUCCCAAAGAGCUGCGCAUCAAGCGGCAGAACUCCUCAGACAGCAUCUCCAGCCUCAACAGCAUCACCAGCCACUCCAGCAUCGGCAGCAGCAAAGAUGCCGAUGCCAAGAAGAAGAAGAAGAAGAGCUGGCUGCGUAGCUCCUUCAACAAAGCCUUCAGCAUCAAGAAGGGGCCCAAGUCGGCCUCGUCCUACUCAGACAUUGAGGAGAUCGCCACGCCGGACUCAUCAGCCCCGUCCUCCCCCAAGCUCCAGCACGGCUCCACCGAGACCGCCUCGCCCUCCAUCAAAUCCUCCACCUCCUCCUCUGUGGGCAUCGACACGGCUGAGCUCUUCCAGGCGCACGGUGAGGGCGAACCAGAGAAGAAGGAGGUGUCAGAGCUGCGCUCGGAGCUGUGGGAGAAGGAGAUGAAGCUGACGGACAUCCGCCUGGAGGCCCUCAACUCGGCUCACCAGCUGGAGCAGUUGCGGGAGACCAUGCACAACAUGCAGCUGGAGGUGGAUCUCCUGAAGGCAGAGAACGAUCGGCUCAAAGUGGCUCCGGGGCCCUCGGUGGUGCCGGGAUCCAUUCCUGGCCACAUCACCAGCACGUCGGCCUCCUCGUCGCCACGGCGCUCGCUGGGGCUCUCCCUGGGCCAUGCCUUCAGCCCCAGCCCGGGGGACGCCGACAUGUCUCCCAUGGACGCCGUCAGUGCUGGCACCCAGAAGGAUGAGCUGACGCUGAGGAUCGUGGUGCGCAUGCCGCCCCAGCACAUCAUCAAGGGGGACCUCAAGCAACAAGAGUUUUUCCUGGGCUGGACCAAGGUGAGCGGGAAGGUGGACUGGAAGAUGCUGGAUGAGGCUGUCUGCCAGGUCUUCAAGGAUUACAUCACCAAGAUGGAUCCUGCCUCCACGCUGGGGCUCAGCACUGAGUCUGUUUAUGGCUACAGCAUCAGCCACAUCAAGCGGGUCCUGGACACGGAGCCUCCGGAGCUGCCGCUGUGCCGCCGGGGCAUGAGCAGCAUCGUGGUGACACUCAAAGGCUUGAAGGAGAAGUGCGUGGACAGCUUGGUGUUCGAGACGCUCAUCCCCAAGCCCAUGAUGCAGCAUUACAUCAGCCUCCUGCUGAAGCACCGGCGGCUCAUCCUCUCGGGACCCAGCGGCACCGGCAAGACGUACCUGACCAACCGGCUGGCCGAGUACCUGGUGGAGCGCUCGGGCCGGGACGUCACCGAGGGCAUCGUCAGCACCUUCAACAUGCACCAGCAGUCCUGCAAGGACCUGCAGCUGUACCUCUCCAACCUGGCCAACCAGAUCGACAGGGAGACGGGCACGGCAGACGUGCCCCUGGUCAUCCUCCUGGACGACCUCAGCGAGGCGGGCUCCAUCAGUGAGCUCGUCAACGGCGCGCUCACCUGCAAGUACCACAAAUGCCCCUACAUCAUCGGGACCACCAACCAGCCUGUGAAGAUGACCCCGAACCAUGGUCUCCAUCUCAGCUUCAGGAUGCUGACCUUCUCCAACAACGUGGAGCCAGCCAAUGGCUUCCUGGUGCGCUACCUGCGGAGGAAGCUGCUGGAGUCAGACACGGACGUCAACGCCAACAAGGAGGAGCUGCUGCGUGUGCUGGACUGGGUGCCCAAGCUCUGGUACCACUUGCACACCUUCCUGGAGAAACACAGCACCUCCGACUUCCUCAUCGGUCCCUGCUUCUUCCUGUCCUGCCCCAUUGGAAUCGAGGAUUUCCGGACCUGGUUCAUUGACCUGUGGAACAACUCCAUCAUCCCUUACCUGCAGGAGGGGGCGAAAGAUGGGCUCAAGGUCCACGGGCAGAAGGCAGCCUGGGAGGACCCCGUGGAGUGGGUGCGGGACACCCUGCCCUGGCCAUCAGCACAGCAAGACCAGUCCAAGCUGUACCACCUGCCCCCACCCACCAUCGGACCCCAUAGCACUGUCUCCCCCCCCGAGGAGCGCACUGUCAAAGACACAACGCCCAGCUCCCUGGAUGCGGACCCCCUGAUGGCCAUGCUGCUGAAGCUCCAGGAAGCCGCCAACUACAUCGAGUCUCCGGAUCGUGAAACCAUGGUGGAUCCCGACCUGCAGUCGACUCUGUGAGGCACUCACAUGCUGGCCCAGGUGCAGGGGGCGGCCGCCGGGCUGCCCUCCUCCUCCUCUUCCUCCUCCGGUAGCCUGGAGCGCAGGGCUGGGGCUGGCGAGCGGUGAGGAGCGGAGCCCUGUGCAGCUCUGCGCAGCGUGGGGAAGCUCAGCUCUGCCGUGGGAGAGUGCGAGGCUCCGCUUCCCCACCCCUCUUUGGGGGUAGGAGAAUCCUGGUUUCUCUUCUUGGUUUUUCUGUCUCUAUUGCAAACUCUCGGGUUUUGGAGCUGCUGCGGCCAAGCCCCCGCUCCAGGGAGCUGCAGGAUGGGCCCUGCGUGGGGCAGGGACCCCGUGGGAGCCCCCUGGGCUGGAGCUGGGGGGUGGGAGGACGUGUGGCCGUGUCUGUGUGUCCGGCACCGUGCUCCCACUGCUCUCUUUGUACAUUCCUCAUUUAACCUGCUUGGCAGCCGCUGCACCCAGGACAACCCAAUAAACCCCGCUUCGGUUAUUUUAUUUUAUUACUCCCCCCUCCCUUUUUCGUUUGACCGAGUCCAGACUUUGCUUUGCUCCCUUUUUUGUUCUGGUUCUUUGCUCUCCCAAGCCUGAGCCCAUGCUCUGGUGCCCAUCGCUUCCCCCCCUGAGCAGCUCUGCUUCCUUUUGGUUUCUUUUACAGCUGUUGGUCCCACCACUCCACACACUUCCGUCACACAACUGGUGCUCACUGGACAACCUCCAGUCCCCAAAUCCACCUCUCCAGUUGCCUCAUAUCUUGGCUGGGAUGGGUCUGGGCAGGUGGUGGUAGGGGGAUGCACCCGGAGAGCCCCUUUGCCUGGAGGCCCCCUCCCCAAAAAGCACAAGGCAAAGUGUGGCCUUGGGCCAGGGGGGGUGCUGUGGGGCUGCCAAGGGGCAGCACAGUGCUGUGGGGCAAGGGGUGGCAAUUUGCUCCCAUCCCCUCUCUGCUGCCGGGUUGGGUGGCACAGGGACAGAGCCGUGCCUGACAUUGUCCCCGUGCCUCUGGCUCACCACUGCCCCAUGGGGUUUUGUGACCCCCCCAGGCCCACCCUGUGCCCUGCAGCCGCACAGUGCCCUCUCAGCAUGGGCUCUCCAUACCCUCACUGGUGCUCUGGGGACAUCCAGCUGGGGCCACGCGUCCCCUUGGCCCUAUGGUGCAAUGUCACAGGCGCUGCUCCCUGCACUGCCUUAAUCCCUGUGGGUAGGGGGCACGCAGGGCUGGAGGGGGGGGCCACUGGCACAGCCCGCAUUUGCUGCCUCCAAAGCCAGCUGGGCUGGGAUGGGACUGUGGUGCCAGUGCUUCGCUGAGCGCUGCCCAGCUGGGGCCACUGCCUUCGGUCCCUUUAGUACCCUUCUCUUCCCCUCCUCCCUGCCCCGCAGAGGGCACAGCACCUUUAGGGGAGCCGUUCCCCACGGCUGCUCUGCCCCCCACUGCCUUCAGGGACCCCCCCCCACCUCCCUGGGGCUCUGUGUGCCCCCCGCUGCCCUCGGUGCUCUCCUGCCCGCGCAGCCCUCCCGCGCGGCCCCAUGGUGCUCACUUCUCCGUCUGUCCCACAGCCUCCCCGCUGCCAGCCCCUCUGCACAGGGCUGUCCCUCCCCACGCUGGCUUGGACGUUAGGGCUUUCCGUUUGCCUUCUGUUGUGUUGUCAGCUGAGGACUCGCUGUAAAUAGAUCCGUAGUCGAACGCCCUGCGUGAGUUGGCGGGGUCCGACCCUGCGCGUCUUUCUCCUUUUUUUGUACUCUGUGAUAACUGUGCUGUGCUGACUUCUUUUCUGAUUGUACCAGGUGUUGGCUCAGCAGCAGCUCGAGGUUGGGGACCCGCACUCCCCUCUCACCCCCCUCGGGACCUUAACGCCCUGAGGACGGGGCACAAAGCACCUUUGGGGGCCCUGGAGGAGCCCCGCAGUGCACGGUGUUGGUGCAGCCUCACACUGGGAUUUCAUCCCUGGCACCACCACGGAGCCACCAAAACACCCCACAAACCCUCACAGGACACGCACUGCAGCGUCCCCUUGUGUGGCCUGUGGGGUCGCCCCAAACCUGUGGGUGCAGACACCCAAGCCCUGUGGGAUGAACAGCAGCUACAGCCGGGCCCUGGGCACGGUGGGUGCUGGGUGGGGCUUCCUAGUGGGGUCCCUCACCCAAAGGGGACCGGCGUUGGUGGCUCCUGUUGGUGUCCCCCAGUGUGGUGGCACCCAUUGGGGAGGUUGGGGACCCUCAGGGUGCCCACACCCAUGGAUCCCACCAUUGCUCUGCCCAUUGCUGGGGCUGCCAGCCACCCCUGGGUGCUUGCUGUCCCCGUGGGGACGCUGUGCUAAGGCUGCCUGCUGGCCCCGAGGUGCCGUCACCCCAAAGGCGCCCGCGGCCCCUUGGAGCACCAGGAGCCCCCCCCCCACCCUCGAGCUGCUGCUGCCCAGGGGCCUGAACCUUACAAUUUUAGCUUUUUUCUAUUAAAAGAAGAAACAAACCUUUUUUUAAUUAAAUAAAAGACGAAAAUGGACAAAUUCCUGUUUUAGAUGAUCUGUGUAACUGACUGGGUUUUGUGUUUCUUAACUGCAUGGUGUUCCUGCCGAGGGGUUUUAUAGCACUUUUUAAAUUUCUCUUUAAGAUUUUGGUCCAGAUUUCUACUGCUCUCUCGCCUGUCUGUCUUUGCUUUUUCCCUCGCCUCCAAGUUUGUAAACUCGCUCCGUUUUAUACCUGAUGUGGAAACCCAACCCCACGUUGUACAUAGCUGCGGGAACAAUCAGAGGAACAAACACCACCUGGACUCUGCCACCAUUCGUCGUUUUUACUUAAAGAAAGUACAUGAGGAAGCCAGGAAAAGGCUUGAGGCUCAUUCCGAAGGACAGUAACCAACCCAGCCCUGCACCAAGUCAGCUCCUGCUGCCCACGCCGCCCGCACCACCCGGCAUGUCUCUCUCGGUCGUCUGUCUCACACCAUUGGGUUCAAUAAAGUUAUCUCCUGUA